This is a messenger RNA of Syngnathoides biaculeatus (alligator pipefish), 3302 nucleotides long. RefSeq names its product pyridoxal phosphate binding protein (gene plpbp). Gene Ontology annotation, cellular component: intracellular anatomical structure. The transcript is spliced from 8 exons. Lineage: Eukaryota; Metazoa; Chordata; Actinopteri; Syngnathiformes; Syngnathidae. The record is from RefSeq and is a predicted model, not a curated record. Gene Ontology annotation, molecular function: pyridoxal phosphate binding; protein dimerization activity; DNA binding. The coding region runs from base 774 to 1502 and encodes 242 amino acids.
AAAAAAAAAAAGUCUCACACAAACGUCCAUGAAAACACAUCAACAAGCCCCUAACUACCUCAUCUAGAGUUGAAGCCAGACGUUUUCAUACGCUGUACAAAAACAAAGUUCAUUUUUUUUUUGUCUCAAUGUCCGUAGUCAAAUCAGACUAAACCUGUCCUAUUUCAGGUCAGUCAGGAUCACCAAAAUUAUUAAAUUUUGUUCAAUGUCACGAUAAUGAAAGAGAAUUUCUUAGAGAAUUUUAAAUUAUUUUCUUCCAUGGUUAUACUUGCGUAUAAUUGAACGUGGCACCUUCAAGCAUCUGGAAAUUGCACCCAAGGAUGCACCAGAGUUGUGGAGCCCCAUGAUUUUUUUGUGUCUGAUUUUCCAGCUCAUUUCUUUUGAUUUUCCCAUGAAGAAACAAGAAAGAAGAGUGUGUGAGGUAUGGCCUUAAAUACAUCCCCAGGUGUGCGAUCAAUGAAGUCACAUGUUCUCAGUUAACCUAUCAGGAGCUUCCAAAGCAAUGACCUCUUCAUCUGAGCUUCCCCAUGUUCUUUAAAGAAAGUACUUUUUGUGUAUGUGAACUUUUGACCUCGAAGGAAAUAAUGUGAAUUUCUCAAAGAAAUUCUCUCUCAUUAUUGUGGCAUUUUACAAAAAGAAUUUUGCUGAUUUGACUUGAGACAAAAUAAAAAUCUAACGUGUUUUUGCACAGUGUAUGUACACUUUUGCCUUCAACUUCGCUACCGGCUGUUCCACCGAGGCUUGUCGCGGUCAGCAAAACGAAACCCCCCGAGAUGGUCGUGGAGGCCUACAACCAAGGGCAACGUAACUUUGGAGAAAACUAUGUUAACGAACUUGCAGACAAAGCUUCAGAUCCUAUGAUUUUGGAAUCAUGCCCAGACAUCAACUGGCAUUUUAUUGGUCAUCUCCAGAAGAAUAACGUCAACAAACUCUUGGGUGUGCCAAAUUUGUUCUUGGUGGAGACGGUCGACUCUGCGAAACUGGCUGACAAGGUCAACAGCUCAUGGCUACGAAUCAGAGGAGUGAGCACACAGAGAUUAAAAGUCAUGGUGCAGAUCAACACUAGCGGCGAACAGAGUAAAUAUGGCCUUCCACCAGAGGAAACCGUGAAUACCGUGAAGCACAUCGUAUCGGAGUGCUCUGCCCUGCAGUUCUCAGGACUCAUGACCAUCGGGCGUUAUGGCUACAACCUCACCUUGGGUCCAAAUCCGGACUUCCAGAUGCUUCUGAGUUGGCGGCAGAAGGUUUGUGACAGUCUGAAGCUACCUCUGGAGGAGGUGGAACUCAGCAUGGGUAUGUCCACAGAUUUUGAACAUGCGAUCGAGGUAGGGUCGACUAACGUACGGGUGGGAAGCAUCAUCUUCGGCAACAGGGAAUAUCCCAACAGCGCAGCCAACACUCCGAUUCCCAGCCCUGCCCCCAGCCCGGCUCCCAGCCCGGAGAAAACAUCCAAGCAAGUGUCGGAAGAGGCUGCCAAGAAAAUGCAACAUCUGACCGUCUGAAUCGGGACACUCACAAGUGCUUCUCUUCUCAAUCUCUCCACCGUAAGAGAAACAAUUCAACCGUGCAAAUAUGACCAGCGGUACAAACUAUACACAUACAUUGAGUUAGCGUUGGCAAAUUAUUGUGUAUUAAAUAGCGUUCCGAUAAAGUUUUUAUCUUUUUCACACUAAAAAAAGUACAGUAAUUCUAUUCAACUGUUGUUGAUUACCUACAGUAGGUUUGAGCUUCCCUAGAAGAUGUACUGUACACCUGUUAAAAUCAAAUAUGUUUUUCCAGUAAUAAGCUGAGUUGACGGACUUUGUGUGGUGAUGUUACUUUCGACCAGUCUAACCCAACAUGCUUGACUGUCUUGUACAUUUUUGUUGUGCAUCUGAAGCAGACUUGAUUUAAUAAAUCUCUCAUCCCUUUACAAUGGCUUUUUUUUUUUUCUAUUUACCGUAAUUCCCGGCCUACAGCGCGCACCUGGUUGUAAGCCUCACCCUGUAUAUUUGUAAAGGAAAUACUAUUUGGUACAUACAUGGGCCGGAGCCGUGUAAAAGCCGCAAGUGCCCAGAUUGAAACACGAGAUAUUUACUAAGAAAGACGGUACACAGAGAGUUUAACGCUAGCGCCCCUGCGCUCACAGGGCCGGUUAAAAAGGACCUGUAAAAAUCACUAAGAAAGGGUAGUAACACACUAGCGCAGUGCUAACAGGGCGGAACCGGUAAAAGUCACUUCCUCGGUACAUAUAUUCCACCGGUUUCACUCUUACUUUUUCCGCUCGAGUGCACCCUUGCGGGUGUUAGAAAAAGGCACAACUUUGCCGCAUCGCCACAUAAAGCAAGGGUUGAAAGCAUGUGGAAAAAAAAAGUGCUUAUAGGCCGGAAAUUACGGUGUGUGUAUAUAUAUAUAUAUAUAUAUAUAUAUAUAUUUUUUUUUUUAACUCAUUUGUCGCUUGAUAGGCGCAAAGCCAAGAGUGGUUCACAGAAUUCUAUGUAGGCAGCAGGUAGCUACAUAUGUAGUGUGAGGGAAUCUAUGCAACGUGGUUUUCUUUUAAAUCUGCUGUAUGCUAGGAUUGUAGCAGGUGGUUGAUCAUAAAUUAUAUAGAUUUCAAAUAUUGUCUUCAGGAUGUCUUGAAUAGAGCAUUUUAACAUUGUUUGGUUUGAGCCUUGCUCUGAGAGACACCCAAGCAGAGCAAUAAACAUGUCCACUGCUAGUGUGUGUAUUUCUUGUAUCUAGAUUUAUCAAGUCGUGGUUUAUGACAUGGCAAUUUCUGUUUCGAACAAAUGUCUUUAUUAAGCUGCAUAGGGAGGUGACAAUCACAACUUCAAUCCUAGAGCACGAUCUGGUUGACAAUACUGCAUCUAAAAAUAAUUUGAUAUUUAAAUGAAUCUGUAAAAAUUGAAAACUCCAUACACUUGUGAUUUAAAUAGUCUUCCCUGUUGAGUACGGCAUAAGUUAAAUGAACCGAGACCAUCUUGUAGUACUCCCAUGCAGUAAUAAAGUAGAACAAAAACCCAGACCAACAAGCUCCAAUGUGCAGACCACAGAUAAGCGGAUUUAAACAAAUAUUGCAUGAACACCAAAAUGACUUCUACCUACAGUAUAAUCUACCCUUAGAACAAAAUUAUUUAUCAAAGCCUUCAACAUUUUGGAAAAAAAACCUCCAAUUAUGCCAAAGAUUUACACAAUACUAGUAACUACAUAGUUACAAGAAUGUGUGCGGUUUUGUGUACAUGUUUUUAUAGUUUUUCCACUGACGUUCUUUGACGCAAAUCUUUAAAUGCCCUAUAGUACAGCUUUUUUUGUCUUUUUUUUUU